GCAGCACAUGGUGGGGGAUCCUGCCAGAUCUCACUCUCUUAUGAUUCUGGCCAUACUUGGGCCGUGAUACAGAGCUGGGAAGGGAAUUGUCCCCGCGUGAGGAAAGGGCAAGAAGGCGAAAUCACAAACACGUACGACGCCAACCAAGAUUAUACAUUUAGAGUGCCAGAAGGGUUACCAUCUUCAGAAAGAGUAAUUGCAGCCUGGACGUGGUUAAAUGCAUUUGGUAAUAGGGAAUUUUACAUGUCCUGUUCCCCUAUCAGGAUCAAAGGAGGC
This is a messenger RNA of Aaosphaeria arxii CBS 175.79, 276 nucleotides long. Its product is annotated as lytic polysaccharide monooxygenase. The record is from RefSeq and is a predicted model, not a curated record. The transcript has 2 exons. Lineage: Eukaryota; Fungi; Ascomycota; Dothideomycetes; Pleosporales. The annotation marks the transcript as partial.